This is a messenger RNA of Lolium perenne, 3323 nucleotides long. RefSeq lists its product as uncharacterized. The record is from RefSeq and is a predicted model, not a curated record. NCBI's taxonomy places the organism in Eukaryota, Viridiplantae, Streptophyta, Magnoliopsida, Poales, Poaceae.
AGCUGGCUCGUGCGUGCAUCGAUUAGAUAAGCAUCAACCAAAACAAACUCCAAAGAAGGGGCAGCCAUCGUCAUCCAUCUGGCACGCCCGCUGCCUAUAAAAGGAUCCAACCCUGACCAGAAAAGGGGAAGAGGAGACGAGAUAGGGAAGACGGAGGAGAGAAAAGGAGGUCAUCGUACCUGGACGCAGUAGUCGGAGGAACGACGGGCGACUGCGGAGGCAGCUCUCGUUCCUGGAGAUCAAGACGCAGGCGCAGCUCACACCUACAGCUCUCAUCACCAACGCUCAUCCAUCCAUCGACACCCUAUAAAUCCCAUGCACGCACACAGCUAGCAGAGAUCAAUCAGGAGUAAGAAGGCCAUGGAGGUGAAGAUGACGGCUCCUAAUGAGGUGGUGCGCGACCCGCCGGAAAGAGACACGUCUCGGGCUGCCGGCGUGCAGCCCGGCAACCUCUCCAACUUUACCAUCAACACCAUGGCACACGCGAGGCGCAACGACGACGCCCACGACGAGGCUGCCGGCAUGCAGUGCGGUGCCAUCUCUAUGGCACCGGCGAGGCGCGACGACGACCUUGACGAGGCUGUCGGCGUGCAGCGCGGCGCCACCGCUAUGACACCCGCGAGACGCGACAACGACGUCCGCGACGAGGCUGUCGGCGUGCAUCGCGGCGCCAUCUUCAUCACCAUAAGCCGCGACGACGACGUCCGCGAGGAGGCUGCCGGCGUGUUGCGCGGCGCCAUCUUCAUCACCAUAAGCCGCGGCGACGACAUCCGCGAGGAGGCUGCCGGCGUGCUGCGCGGCGCCAUCAACAUCGCCAUCAACACCACCACAAGCCGCAGCGACGAGGCUGCCAGCUGCUGCGCGGCGCCAUCAUCACCACAUCUAUGGGGCACAACGGCAUCCGUGCCGGGGCUGACGGCGUGCCGUGCGGCGCCAUCUCCGUGGCACCGGCGAGGCGCGGCGACGACGUCCGCGAGGAGGCUGCCGGCGAGUUGCGCGGCGCCAUCUUCAUCACCAUAAGCCGCGGCGACGACGUCCGCGAGGAGGCUGCCGGCGUGCUGCGCGGCGCCAUCAACACCACCACAAGCCGCAGCGACGAGGCUGCCGGCGUGUAGCGCGGCGCCAUCAACUCCAUGACACAUGCGAGGCGCGACGACGACGUCCGCGAUGACGACAUCCGUGCUGGGGCUGCCGGCGUGCCGUGCGGCGCCACCUCCGUGGCACCGGUGAGGAGAGACGACCAUGUAUUUGACGGGGCGUCAUCUUCACCACCCACGAAUGGCGCCAAAGAUGAUGGCGUCGCGAGGCAGCCGGUGUGCAGCCCGGCGCCGCCUUCUCUUCUAACAAGCCGUGCUGAAGAGGACGGGCGUUGCAACGAUGCCGACGCGAAGCCCGGCGCCCAAAGGCGCAUGAACACCUCCUGGGCUCUAGCGUGCACGCGACAUGCCAUGCAUACAUAUUACAUAAGCUAGCCAAGUGAUAAUUUGAGCAUCGUGAUGCAUUACUUCAAGAUCCAUGUACGUACGUAUACGUACUGUGGGGAACCAAAGCUUGGCCAUGCACGGCAUCUAUGCCCACGGUCAUGUGCUUAGCGUCAGAGCGUCAAGACGAAACGCAGGCCACACCGCUUAGAAGGAGGUGAACACAACAUUUUCAUCGACACACCCACGAGCCGUGACGACGGCGUCCGUGACGAGGCUGCCGGCGUGCAGCGCGACGCCCUCUCCACGACGCCCAUGAGGCGAGACGACCCCACGCCAAGGCUGCCGCUAUGCAGCGCGACGCUCUCCACACUUGCGAGGCGCGACGACGACGUCCACGCCAAGACAGCCGGCGUGCUGCGCGGCGCCAUUUUUACCACCCAUGAGGCAUGACAACAACAAGCAUGUGCCACGGCUGCUGGUGCGCGACUCGGCGCCAUCUCCAUCAUACCUCGAGGCGGGACGACGACGAGUCCAUGACCAGCAUGUUGGCGUGAAGCCGCCGCAUAGCUCGGGCACCAUGCUAGGCCUCGGCCCGGCUGCUCAUCGUGAAGAUCCGGCGCUCCAAUCACGAGUUUGACGUACACCCAUAGGAGCGUUAAUGGGCACACACGCGAGGGCCGUACGUACAUGCCUAUGGUGUGCACACAUGCAGGCACCUGCUAUGCCUUUGGCUGUGCACGUGCGCACCAGCUAGGCAGCUACGACCAAAGACGAGGUCAUAUAUAUGCAACAUGAGAGCAACCUAAAGCGGGUGGCAUUCAUGCUGCAAGCCACGCGGAAACGACUUUAGGCCGACGACCGUACCUUUCGACACGGGACGGUUUCUUCGGCGAGCCUAUGAGACGGCGAUCUUGUCUACGCCGACAGCCAUCAACUUGGCGUUGGUCCAAGACGAGGCGCCGACCACACUGGCUACACCAACUUGCGCAUGUGUCGGUUUUCACACCGACACCGAUCUCCAUCGACAACAUACUCCCGCGAGGCAUACCCCUUGCGCGCCCCGAUGACGCCACUGGUCGUCGAGAAGUCCUGGCUGAGUGGACCCAUGCUACUUCAACUACAACUACACCAACGCCGUUGAUACGUCCAUUUUGCAUCACUAUUUUAUAUCAUAAUUUGCUGUUAUUCAUUGAUAUAUUUCAUAUUUGGAGAUGAUACUUAUGUUAUUUCAUCUAUUUUGCAUGUUUCGUGAUUAUUUGGAGAUCGCGCAUCGGAGCCAGGAUUCUGCUGGAAAAAGCACCGUCAGGAUGCAAUAUUUCGGAAGAUCAGCAGUUGACGGAAAUUAUAUGAAAAUUCCUAUUUUUCCAGAAGACGAAGGGAGCCAGAAGGGGGAGCCGAGGGGACCCGAGGUGGGCCCAGCUCAUAGGCCGGCGCGGCCCAAGGCCUGGCCGCGCCGCCCUGUGAGGAGGGGGCCCACAGCCCUCUCUCGCCUCCUUUUCUUCGCGUACGUCUUCGUCCCGAAAACCUAAGCCACAGAGGAUAGUCGCGAAGAGUCACAGCCGCCUCUGCGGGGCGGAGAACACCAGAGAGAAAAGAGCUCUCCGGCGGGCAGGAAUCCGCCGGGGAAAUUCCCUCCCGGAGGGGGAACUCGACGCCAUCGUCACCGUCAUCGAGCUGGACAUCAUCUCCAUCACCAUCAUCAUCAUCAUCAUCACCGCCAUCUCCACCGCUGCACCUCGUCACCGCUGUAACGAUUCGGGUUGGAUCUUGAUUGUUUGAUAGGGGAAACUCUCCCGGUGUUGAUUUCUACUUGUUAUUGAUGCUAUUGAGUGAAACCGUUGAACCAAGGUUUAUGUUCAGAUUGUUAUUCAUCAUCAUAUCACCUCUGAUCAUGUUUCA